UCCUGCUAUACUGAGAAGAGCGGCGUCGAGACAGACUGGGCAGCUUGAACACCACCACUUCACCAACCGCACUAUACAAUGAACCAGUUAGCAGUAUCUCCCUCUCCAGAUAUCCGCUUCGUCACAGUUAUACUGCUGGCGAUGGGCCUCUCUACUCCUGGCAAAGCAGAAAUCACCAGUCUGGACGCUGGUAACAUUGAUGAGAUCCUAAAUAAUGCUGGGGUAGCUUUAGUGAAUUUUUAUGCUGACUGGUGUAGGUUCAGUCAGAUGCUCCAUCCAAUCUUUGAGGAAGCAUCCAACACUGUGAGGGAGGAGUUUCCUGACACCAGUCAGGUGGUGUUCGCUCGUGUCGACUGUGACCAACACUCGGACAUAGCCCAGCGGUACCGCAUCACUAAGUAUCCAACGUUGAAGUUGUUCCGCAAUGGAAUGAUGAUGAAGAGAGAGUACAGGGGUCAGAGGUCUGUAGCAGCCAUCGCAGACUUUAUCCGUCAGCAGCAGGUCGACCCCGUGAAAGAGAUACAUUCACUGGAGGAGAUUAAUGCCUUAGAUAGAAGCAAGAGAAACAUCAUAGCUUACUUUGAAACAAAGGACUCUGAUAAUUACCACACAUAUGAAAAAGUUGCCAACAUCCUUCGUGAUGACUGCACAUUCCUUGCUGCUUUUGGUGCGGUAUCUGAGCCUGAGCGUAUCAGCGGAGACAAUAUAAUCUACAAACCUGUGGGGGAAAACGUCCCUGACAUGGUCUACCUCAGCUCACUCACCAACUUCGACCUGACCUACACCUGGGCGCAGGACAAGUGUGUGCCUUUGGUCAGGGAGAUCACCUUUGAAAACGGAGAGGAGCUGACUGAAGAAGGAAUCCCAUUCCUCAUCUUGUUCCAUGCUAAAGAAGACACAAACAGCUUAGAGAGGUUCCAACAUGAAGUGGCUCGCCAGCUUAUCGGCGAGAAAGGGUCUAUUAACUUCCUUCACGCGGACUGUGAUAAGUUCCGCCAUCCGCUGCUUCACAUUCAGAAAACUCCAGCUGACUGUCCUGUCAUCGCUAUAGACUCAUUCAGACACAUGUAUGUCUUCCCAGACUUCCAAGACCUUGGUAUCCCAGGCAGGCUGAAACAGUUUGUGUUGGACCUUCACUCUGGAAAGCUACACAGAGAAUUUCAUCACGGUCCUGACCCCACAGACAGCACACCUGGACAGGAGGAGACGGCAAAAGAAGUGGCUAGCAACCCUCCAGAGAGCUCUUUUCAGAAGCUGGCACCCAGCGAGACUCGCUACACCAUCCUCAGUAGGGACCGCGACGAGCUGUGACCCUCUACGGCCCUUCGGUGAUCCUGUGACUCAAUGCCAUGCCCCAGGGUCAGGGAAGGGGUUAGGGUUGGGAAAGGCCAACGGGACAGAUCAGCAACACCCAACACCCUUACUGAAGAGAAAGAGAUGUGGAAAUGGAGUGAAGAGGAAGGAGGAGGGGAAGAAGAAAAGCAGACCAUGACACAACCCUGUUGGAAUAACCUAUAUUUUCAUAACUCUUUCACGUACAGUUUUUAUUUUGGAUCAAAAGGAAAAGGGGAAAAGGAGAAAAUGUGUGUGGGCAUGGGUUAGGAGCAUCAAGAGAAGAGUUUUUACUUUUAUUUUUUUGGAGCUUGUAAAUAUGUUUGUGCUACAUGGGAGUCUCAUUGUCAGUCUAAAUUAAAUACAGAGUUUUCUUUA
Cheilinus undulatus (humphead wrasse) is the source of this 1710-nucleotide messenger RNA. RefSeq names its product endoplasmic reticulum protein 44 (gene erp44). The record is from RefSeq and is a predicted model, not a curated record. NCBI's taxonomy places the organism in Eukaryota, Metazoa, Chordata, Actinopteri, Labriformes, Labridae. The transcript has 11 exons. Bases 79 to 1311 code for a protein of 410 amino acids.